Molecule: messenger RNA, 1484 nt
Organism: Lolium rigidum
Lineage: Eukaryota; Viridiplantae; Streptophyta; Magnoliopsida; Poales; Poaceae
Product: SH3 domain-containing protein 2-like
Exons: 10
Coding region: 138-1247 (369 amino acids)
Molecular function (GO): protein binding
Source: RefSeq, a predicted model, not a curated record
CCCGCACCCUCCGAUUCAGAUCUCCCCUACCCCUCCCCCUCCCACCGACCGGAGUCCCUUCCAUCUCCAUUCCUCCCCAGCCCCGAUCUCUUCGUCGUACAGGGAGCCGGCAGCGUUGGCGGCUGAGGCGGAGGCCAAUGGAGGCCAUCCGGAAGCAGGCUUCCAAGCUCCGGGAGCAGGUCGCCCGGCAGCAGCAGGCCGUGCUGAAGCAGUUCGGGGGCGGGUACGCGGACAGCGUGUUCGCGGACGAGGGCGAGGCGCAGCAGCACACCAAGCUCGAGAAGCUCUACAUCUCCACGCGCGCCGCCAAGCACUUCCAAAGGGAUAUAGUUCGCGGGGUCGAGGGCUACAUCGUCACAGGCUCCAAGCAAGUCGAAAUCGGUAACAAGUUAUGCGAGGAUGGCAAGAAGUAUGGUGUUGAGAACACCUGUACCAGUGGCAGUACAUUAUCAAGGGCAGCGUUGAGCUUUGCCAAGGCACGGUCCCUGAUCGAGAAGGAACGGGGAAACCUGCUGAAAGCGUUUGGUACUCAGGUCGCUGAACCACUGAGGGCUAUGGUGAUGGGAGCUCCUUUGGAAGAUGCUCGUCACCUUGCCCAAAGAUAUGACAGAAUGCGGCAAGAAGCUGAAGCACAGGCUAUUGAAGUUUCAAAGCGUCAAAUGAAGAUAAGAGAGUCUUCUGGAAAUGGUGAUAUGAUUUCAAGGUUGGAGGCUGCUGAAUCAAAGCUGCAAGAGCUAAAAUCAAAUAUGGGGACUCUAGGGAAAGAAGCUGUUGCAGCAAUGACGGCUGUUGAAGGCCAACAGCAAAGGCUGACAUUGCAACGACUUAUCGCCCUGGUUGAAUCUGAGAGAAGUUACCACCAAAGGGUCCUACAAAUUCUAGACCAACUUGAAAGAGAGAUGGUAUCUGAGCGCCAGAGAAUUGAAGGAGCACCUCCUCCAGUCAUUGAGAGUUCUAUGCCGCCUCCACCUGCAUAUGAAGAAGUUAAUGGUAUAUUCAUGAGGGCCCCAACAGUUGCUGAAUUAGUGGAGACAGUGGAGCAUUUCUUGGCCGAGGCCAUCCAGUCGUACCGAGCUGAGAGUGAAACGGAGCUCAACCUGUCAAGUGGUGACUACAUAGUGGUUCGCCAGGUGUCAAACAAUGGAUGGGCUGAAGGCGAGUGCAGGGGGAAAGCUGGUUGGUUCCCUUAUGAGUUCAUCGAGAAGCGGGACCGAGUGCUGGCAAGCAAAGUUGCCCAGGUCUUCUAGAAAUUGAUAUGGCCAUACAUAUGUCCCUGGUGUUAUACACCGUACAUUGUGAUGUUCUUUUGUCUCAUAAGAAGGCGAUCUGUGAAGAAGUUGUGGAUAUUCUGUAUUUGUUUCAUUCUUUUUGUCAAAAAACAACUGCCCGUGAGAUGGUUGUUGAUCCUUCAGGCUAGCUCUCUGCACUGUUCAAAUUAUACCGGCUGGAAACUGAACUUGCACAUUGCACUCUCCUCAAAUUUA